This is a messenger RNA of Penicillium angulare, 1446 nucleotides long. Its product is annotated as M18 family aminopeptidase. Lineage: Eukaryota; Fungi; Ascomycota; Eurotiomycetes; Eurotiales; Aspergillaceae. The transcript is spliced from 6 exons. The coding region runs from base 1 to 1446 and encodes 481 amino acids. Gene Ontology annotation, molecular function: metalloaminopeptidase activity; zinc ion binding. Gene Ontology annotation, biological process: proteolysis. The record is from RefSeq and is a predicted model, not a curated record. Gene Ontology annotation, cellular component: fungal-type vacuole.
AUGGCUCAAGCCUCUAAAGUCCCUGCCCAGGAAUUCCUGGAUUACGUGAACGCUUCCCCUACUCCCUUUCAUGCCGUCCAAUCUUCGAAGGACCUUCUUGCCAAGGCUGGAUUCCAGGAAAUCAAGGAAAAAGAAUCUUGGGCCUCCACCUGCAAGCCUGGUGGUCGCUAUUAUUUGACUCGCAACACCACUACCCUGAUCGCUUUCGCGAUUGGUCAAAAAUGGAAGCCGGGUAACUCCAUCGCCAUGAUUGGUGCCCACACCGACUCUCCGGUCUUGCGGGUGAAGCCUGUCAGCAAGAAACAGGGUGAAGGUUUUAUCCAGGUCGGUGUUGAGGCUUACGGUGGUGGCAUUUGGCACACCUGGUUCGAUCGUGAUCUCGGUGUCGCCGGCCGCGUGAUGACUCGUGCUAGCGAUGGGUCUAUUGUCCAAAAGCUGGUCAAGGUUGACCGUCCCAUUCUCCGUAUUCCCACUCUGGCUAUCCACUUGGACCGCCAGGAGAACUUCUCCUUCAACAAGGAGACUCAGCUGUUCCCCAUUGCUGGUCUGAUUGCCGACCAACUCAACCAGACUAACGAGGCUCCCGAGGAUGAAUACGCUCCUUUGAAAUCCGUUACUCAGCGCCACCACUCCAACUUCGUUGAGCUUAUCGCUGCCGAGGCUAAGGUCAAGCCCGAGGAUAUCUUGGACUUUGAACUUAUCCUCUUCGACACCCAGAAGUCCUGCCUUGGUGGACUGAGCGAGGAGUUCAUCUUCUCCCCUCGUCUGGACAACUUGAACAGCUCUUACUGUGCCACUGCUGCUCUCACCGAGUCAGCCCCCACAGAGCAGUCCCUUCAGAAUGAGGAAGCCAUCCGUCUCAUCGCCUUGUUCGACCACGAAGAGAUUGGUAGCCGCACAGCCCAGGGUGCCGACUCAAACAUCCUCCCUUCCAUCAUUCGCCGCUUGUCCGUGCUUCCAUCAUCCGCCUCCUCAUCUGAGGACGUCUCUACAGCCUACGAGCAGACCCUCUCCACCUCCUUCCUGGUCUCUGCCGAUAUGGCUCACUCCGUCAACCCUAACUACUCUGCCAAGUACGAGCCUGACCACAAACCAUUCAUGAACAAGGGAUGUGUGAUCAAGAUUAACGCCAAUGCCCGUUACGCCACCAACUCCCCCGGUAUCGUCCUCCUCCAGGAGAUUGCCCGCAAGAAGGGCGAGCAGGAAAGCCGCCCCGUCCCUCUGCAGCUAUUCGUCGUCCGUAACGACUCAAGCUGCGGCAGCACCAUUGGCCCCAUGCUGUCCGCUGCUCUGGGUACCCGUACCUUGGAUCUGGGUAACCCCCAGCUGAGCAUGCACAGUAUUCGUGAGACCGGCGGUACUUAUGAUGUUGACCACGCCAUCCGUCUCUUUACUGGGUUCUUCGAGCACUACUCCGAACUCGCUCCCAAGAUCUUUGUGGACUAA